AUGGCGAAUCCGCAUCGGCAGAACUCCACCCAACUUGGUGCAACGUUUGUACCAGGGGGAGUCGAUGACUUCUAUAUGCCAGAGGUCAUUUCUCCGUCCCCACAACGCGUGACACCCGAAAUCCCAGAGAAGAUACAGGACAACAUCGCACAUUUAGAGCUUGAAGCAGAACCAGUCAGACGCCCCUUAUCCGGUCUCCAAUCACCUUCACCUGUCGAGCAGAUGAGAAAUCUUCGCCCGGCCAGCCACAAUUCUUCUGUGUCAGACCUGGUAGCUCUCAAUGGCAGGCCCACAGAGUAUUCCGCUGAUCAGCCUUCGUUCUCUCCAUUCCCACCACUUCGUAAUCGGCCCCCAAACAUUCCACAAUCCGACGACGAGAAGGAGGGAGUCCUAGAGAAGGCUCGCAUGCCAGUCUUGAAUUGUAAUGACCCCGAAGUGCAAUUAAGCUGGGCACAAGAUACGCUGGCAUACGUCGAUAUUGCCACCCAGUAUGAGGCCCGGAUCUCUCAAAACCAGCCGGCUCGGCCGCAAACGCCAAAUGUUGAGCAUCAGCUAAAGAUUGAUGCCGUCAACGUGGUUGGCUUUCUGGCAGAUCAACGUCAUCCCAAGGCCGACUUUUUGAGAGGCAUGUGGCUGGAAUUUGGGAAAUUUGGAUUCCGCAUGGACAAGAAAGAAGCCUUUCGAUGCUAUCAGCGGGCUGCUCAAAGAGGUUAUGCAAGAGCUGAGUAUAGGAUGGGCAUGCAAUUUGAGAAUUCAAGUGACCCGGAAAAAGCGAUCAAACAUUACCGAUUGGGAGUUGAUGGGGGAGACUCUGCCUCCAAUUACCGCAUGGGGAUGAUGUAUCUACUCGGACAGCACAACCAACCUCUGGAUUAUGAGCUUGGUAUUAAGAUGAUCAGCUACGCGGCAGAGACUGCAGAUGAGAACGCCCCCCAAGGAGCCUACGUCUUCGGUAUGCUUCAAGCGCGUGCACUGACUCAGGUUUCGAUACCAGAACAGUACCUCGCGCUCAACAUAUCUGGAGCUCGCUAUAACAUUGAAAAGGCCGCUUACUUAGGCUUUGCAAAGGCGCAGGCGAAAUUGGGUGUCGCUUACGAAUUAUGUCAGUUAGGAUGCGACUUUAAUCCUGCGAUGUCCCUGCACUACAAUGCGCUAGCCGCUAAGCAAGGAGAGCCGGACGCUGAUAUGUCCAUUAGCAAAUGGUUCCUAUGUGGUUAUGAAGGUGUCUUCGAAAAGAACGAGGAGCUUGCCUACGUUUAUGCUCAACGGGCGGCACAAAGCGGGCUUGCAACAGCUGAAUUUGCAAUGGGCUAUUUCUUCGAGGUUGGUAUCUUUGUUCAGGCAGACCUCAAAACAUCGCGGCUAUGGUAUCAGAAAGCCGCUGAUCACGGGAAUAAGGACGCUGCUGGUAGAAUAGACGGCAUUUCUCGCUCCAAAACACUUUCCAGGAAGGAUCAUGAACAGGUCGCUGUCGCUAAGAUCCAGUCACAGUACGGUUCUCAGCGGGGGAAACGCCCGGAAAGGUUCAAGCAGCUUGAACAAAUGCCUAGAAUAUCAGACAGUCCGGUUGACAUGCCUGAGCCGAAGCUACCUAUCAUCCGACCAGAUCAAACGGGACAAGCUCCAUAUCCUUCUAACGCUGGUCAAUACGCACCAGGCGCACGACCUCCCUCAGCUGCACCCUAUCCAUUAGAUGACGAUACUAUGCAGCCUCGACCCCUGAGUCGUCCGGUCCGUAACGCUUACGAAAAUCAGCCUCCCUCUCGACAAAACCCCCCAAUACCAUCCGCUUCCCCGGCUGAAUCAGAGGCCUCAUAUGGUGACAACAACUACAGAGGCUCAGCUUUUCCCACUUUCAAACCUUCGCCAUUACAGACUCCCCACUCGGGUCGAGGUCGCGGUGCACCACCGCCAAGGGUAUCGACUGCUGCCGGACUACAGAAUUUUCGCCAACCCGUUUCCGCUCAUUCAAGCCCCCAUGAUACGGCCCCUCCACAGAGCAUCCCACAAGCUCCUCCGAAAAUUCAGACUCCUGCCAUCGAUAUUGGAUUCUCCGCUCCACCUGAUCCCUCAGGGGCUGACCGCCGUCGCUUGCAGAAACUGCAGGAUCCCGCGGGUUCUAGUAGGGUGUCGAAUACGCCACCGCCCUCUGCACCGGCAAGCACUCGAUUGCCUGGCAAAGGGCCUAAGACAUUUUCGGAGAUGGGCUUGCCUUCGCAGAAGCAGGAUAAUGAUUGUAAACGCAAAAAUCUUUCGGUCAUGGACCAACGAAUUAGCUCUCUGCGUGAUGACAUUGCGACAUUGAAAUCCAACGAAAAGCUUCUACGCUCAAAUCUCUUAUCUGUAAAUGCAACACUCUCAACGCAAGAGCUCAACUCCACCGUGCACUCUCUUGAGUCCGACAAGGCUAGCUUGCGUACUCGACUCGGCCCUCUGAGGAAAGGGGAUGUGAAACCUGUAUCACUGCAGGAGAAGGCCGAAGUGGAUCAUUUGCACGCACGUUGGUCGAAAGAGGCUGUUGGAAGGAAAAGAAUUGCUCUGGAGUUAUGGCUAAUGGUGACGGAAGAUUUACCUGAGGGAAUGGCAAAAGACGACUUCUGGGAUGCAUUGGGCUUGGAAGGUGAUGCGUAA
Messenger RNA from Bacidia gigantensis, 2631 nucleotides. RefSeq lists its product as uncharacterized. Gene Ontology annotation, molecular function: protein binding. The transcript has 6 exons. The record is from RefSeq and is a predicted model, not a curated record. The coding region runs from base 1 to 2631 and encodes 876 amino acids. Lineage: Eukaryota; Fungi; Ascomycota; Lecanoromycetes; Lecanorales; Ramalinaceae.